Messenger RNA from Herpailurus yagouaroundi (jaguarundi), 2277 nucleotides. Its product is annotated as cationic amino acid transporter 3-like. NCBI's taxonomy places the organism in Eukaryota, Metazoa, Chordata, Mammalia, Carnivora, Felidae. Gene Ontology annotation, biological process: amino acid transport; transmembrane transport. Gene Ontology annotation, cellular component: plasma membrane. Gene Ontology annotation, molecular function: amino acid transmembrane transporter activity. The record is from RefSeq and is a predicted model, not a curated record.
CGUCCCAUUUAAGUCCUCAGUCCACCUCCUCACCCAUGCAGGGCCUCCAGGAUUCCAACUAAUCCACAUUCUUUACCCUGUUCCACCAUUCCUCUCACCUACCUUUGGAGGGCCCCGCCCCCCUGAGGACCCGCCUCCCCGAGGGCCCCCUGGGCUCCCACUCCAAGUCCUGACUCUGCUUGGCCAAGCUCCUUUUCUUUCCCUGGUUUUGCUUAAGCUUUCUUCUCAGGUGUUAUCCUCUGAGGAAGAAAAAGGCCAUGGGCUUUAUGGAGGGACAGCAUAAAGCAGAUGAAAUACAAAGCAGCAGAUUUGAAAUCUGAGCAACAGAACUCGGAAGCCCCAACCCAGCUCGACGUAACUCAGCUUCAUCAAACUGAAUCCCAGACUCCAGGCUUCCUGUGCUUGCUACAGCUCUCUGCUCCUAGAACCCUCUUCAAUUCCAGCUACAAUGCUGUGUCAGGCAUUUCGCAGAUUUGGUCAAAAACUGGUUCGCAGACUUCCUAAGGAGCAACAGUGUCCUUAUGACACUGCCAUAAGCCUGAGCACUCUGGAUUUAGUGGUGCUGAGUGUAGACCACAUAUUGGGCGCAGGUGUGUAUGUCCUGGCUGGUGAGGUGGCCAGCAAUCAAGCAGGACCAUCUUUUGUGAUCUGCAUUUUGGUGGCCGGCCUAUCUUCUGUAUUGGCUGGGCUGUGCUAUGCAGAGAUUAGUUCUCAGGUUCCCCAUUCUGGCUCUGCAUAUCUUUACAGCUUUAUCACUAUAGGUGAAAUCUGGGCUUUCAUCACUGCCUGGAACCUCAUCUUCUCCUAUGUUGCUGAUACAGCCAUGGUGGCCCUGACAUGGAACUUAGCUUUUGAUUACCUGCGUGAGAACAGGAUCUCUCAGACCCUGCAUGAGAACAUUGCACCACACGUUUCCCGUGUCCUUACAGAAUAUCUAGAUUUCUUUGUUGUGGGCCUUGUGUUGUUCCUCAUGGAAUUGCCGACUCUGAGGAUUAAUCACUUUCUCCUGGUUAGCAGAGCAGUCACAAUGUUGAAACUUUUGAUUCUUAGCUUUAUCAUCAUCACUGGCUUCAUUAAAGGGGACCUGCACAACUGGAAGCUCACAGAAGAGGACUACGUAAAGGCUGGACUCAAUGACACCUCAAGCUUGGGCACCCUGGGCUAUGGAGGAUUUGUGCCUUUUGGCUUUGAAGGGAUUCUCCGUGGAGCAGCUACCUGUUUCUAUGCAUUUAUUGGUUUUGACAAUAUUGUUACCAGAGCUGAGGAAGCCCAGAAUCCCCAGCGUUCCAUCCCCAUGAGCAUUGUGGUUUCACUGCUCAUCUGCUUUUUCGUGUACUUUAGUGUCUCUGCAGCACUUACACUUAUGUUGCCUUACUACAAACUUCAACCUGGGAACACCUUGCCUGAAGCAUUUCUCCAUAUUGGCUGGGCCCUUGGCUACUACGUUUCCUUUGGAUUUUUCUGUAGUCUUUCUGCACGCAUCUUGGGCUUUAUGUUACCCAUUAAGCAGUUGAUAUACAAGAUGGCAACAGAUGGCCUCCUGUUCCCUGUCCUUGCCUGGAUCCAUGCUGGCACAUACACCCCCAUCAUGGCCGCUGUGAUCUUUGGAAUUAUUGCAGCCGUCAUGAUAUUCUUCUUUAAACUCACAGAUCUCUUGGACCUCAGGUCAAUUGGGUCCCUGAUAUCUCAUUCUCUGGUUGCUCUUUGUGUUCUCAUCCUCAGGUAUCAGCCUGAGGUGAAGAAUGGGGCAAAUGAAGCAGAGAUGCAGGAGGAGAAUGGACCUUCAGCAGAGAGGCUGACUCUACAGCGACUACUUUUUCCAGGCAGCUCCACCCCCACUCCACUCUCUGGCUGGGUUGUCCAUGUUUGCUCAUUACUGCUUGUUCUGCCACUCACUCUUCUUUGCCUGGUGCUGGCCCAGUGGCCAGUUCUACUUUCUGGAAACCCAGUGUGGAUUUCACUGGUUGUGGUGCUCCUGGUGUUCAUCACUGGGCUCACUGGUGUCAUCUGGAGACAGCCACAGAGCUCCAGUUGCCUUCACUUUAAGGUCCCUGCUGUGCCUUUCCUCCCGCUACUGAGCAUCUUUGUGAAUGUUUGCCUUAUGAUGCAGCUGACAGCUGACACCUGGUCCCCUGUUGGUAUCUGGAUGCUGAUUGGGUUUGCUAUCUACUUUGCUUAUGGGAUCCAGCACAGCCUAGUUGCUUAAUUCCACUUAAAUUUGGGCCAUGAUUUUAUAUACUGCAAUUUUGCUGAAUUCACUUAUCAGUUCUAACAGUU